GUGAGUCACAGACAGAAAAAAAAAUCACAGGAAAACACUGUCCAUUACUUUUUCCACAUUGCGGCAAACCUGAACCCAUAAUAAUGGUACGAACUUUCAAGCCUCCCUGGGCUCUCUGUUGCGUGGACCACUUGUACAUCCGCAUCACCUGCUACAGCUAUUCCUCUACCACUGUUUUUAACUUUGCCAUGCUGAGUUGGGUUGUUUGUCCUUUCAGAUGUCGGUGACGUUUGAGGAUGUGGCCAUGUAUUUCUCCCCAGCGGAGUGGGCGCUGCUGGGCGAGGAGCAAAGGCAACUUUACAGACACGUCAUAUGGGAAAAUUACCAGACUCUGGUCUCGUUAGGAAUCCAAACCCCCAAGCCAGUGGUGAUCUCCAGCAUAGAGCGAGGGGAAGAGCUGUGUGUCCAGGGUCCCACAGAAGAUGAAGAUGGAGACAUCCUGAGAGGCACCCGCCCAGAUUUUCCAGAUGUAGAAGAGACCUGGGACUGGCCAGCAAUUGAAAGCUCCUUUAGCUUCUUCCUCACACAAAGCUCGUCCCCUGGAGCAGCAGGGGUGAGGAACUUGAACGGAGCUGAGAGGCAGACUCCUGAGGAAGAGCCUGGUAACCUGGAGCCACUCAGGCCUUUCCCAAGGACAUCAGGGAAGAACCAUUCCAAGAAAUCUGAGCAAGGAAGGCACCAGAAGAGACAGUGCAAGCCACAAAGGCAGAGGAAGAACCUGACCAGGAAGGAGCCAACAACCCCAAAAAGCCAGCAAAGGAGAUCCAGGUCACAUCUAAAGCCUCCUGCAGAGGGACAAUCUGAGCCCAGAAAGACCCUAUAUACCUGCCGUGUGUGCAGGGAAACAUUCAAGGUGCAGAAAGACUUGAUAAGUCACCACUGGACGGUUCAUAGGAGACAUAAAUUGUAUCACUGUAGCGAAUGUGGGGAGAGCUUCAGGAGAAAGAAGGCAUUCAAAGCCCAUGGGAAAAUCCACAGAAAGGAGAGAUCCCAUCCCUGUUCUGAGUGUGGGAAAAUAUUCAACCGGGCAUCCCAUCUCAUUGCCCACCAGAGAAUCCACACUGGAGAGAGACCAUAUUGCUGUGCUGAGUGUGGAAAAAGAUUCUUCCAAAUAUCAGCUCUGACCAUGCACAAGAGAAUCCACUCAGGAGAGAGACCCUAUGCCUGCGCUGAGUGCGGGAAGUGCUUUAUGUAUUCGUCCACCCUUAACAGACACCAGAGAAUCCACUCAGAAAAGCGGCCCCAUUGCUGUAACCAGUGUGGGAAAGGCUUCAAACUUACAUCAAGUCUUACUAGACACCUGAGAAUCCACAGUGGAGAGAGACCCUUCCUGUGCCACGAGUGUGGGAAAAGAUUCAACCUACAAGAACAUCUCAUUAGACACCAGACAAUACACACGGGGGAGCGACCCCAUCGCUGCACUGAGUGCGGGAAAAGUUUCAGUCUCCUUCAAAGUCUCCGGAGACACCAGAGAAUCCACAGUGGGGGGAUCCCUCAUCACUGCGCUGAGUGCGGGAAAACAUUCAGUUGUCUAGAAAAUCUCACUAGACACCAGAGAGUCCACACGGGGGAGAAACUCCAUCGCUGCACUGACUGUGGGAAAGGCUUUGUCCGUCUACAUCAUCUCACUAGCCACCAGAGGAUCCACACUGGGGAGAGACCUCAUUGCUGCACUGAGUGCGGGAAAAGAUUCACCCAGUUGUCAGGCCUUACCACCCACCUGAGAAUCCACACGGGAGAGCGACCCUAUCCCUGCACUCAGUGUGAGAAGCGCUUUGCUCACUCGUUGUCUCUUGCGAAACACCAGAGAACCCAUGGGGCGGGGACUCCUGACCCUUGAGUUUGAUGGGGGGAAACCUCUGCCUGUACUCACCUCACCGUUCUCCCCGCAGCCAGUGCACAGGAGGGAGACCGUCUACCUGCCCUAAAAUGCUCCCACCUCCCCAUUAACCAGGUACUAGAUUAGAGUUUUAUUGGAAUGGAUAUUUCAGUUUCCCAGAGGUGGUUCUGGACUUAACUGAAACCCAGGAAGGAAGUGUUCCUAAGCUUGUGUGUGGUAACCUGCAUAUUGCCUUUGAGGAAAGCUGCUGAGGGAAAGAGAGGGCCUCCAGCCCGGCUUUAACCACAGAAUGUAGCAGAUUGCCGGAAAGGGGGUUCUGUGAAAAUCCUCUUCAUGUUCCAGGGAUGAUUCUGGGUGUAAGUGAAACUCAGAAGGAGUUUGUUGUGGCUCCACAGAGCCACGCUUCUGUAGAGCAGAAAAAAGCUGGGUUGUUGCUUAGAGAAGCUCCUAGGGAGAAGAAUCCUCAUGGUAGUUUUUCCAAACAGUUUGCUGCAACUGAUGGGUGUAAAAGUCAUUUGGGUGAGUUAACUCAGGGUGAAUCCAUUAUAUAGAGAAAGCAACAGUUGGUUUGGGAGACUGGUUUCAGUUCCUAACUGCCAAAGUCUUUGAGGUGUCUACAUCCACUGACCCCUUGCUUUAGAAAGACCCAGCGUGGCUAGCCUAGAGGAGAUUUCAGAUUGCGGGGUGGAAUUGUUAGAGAAAUUGAACAGCCCUGUAGCCAAGUGGCUGGGCUGGGCCAUCAUGUUCUCCAGGCUGAUUCUCUGAGUAAGCAGUCUGGGCCUCAGGGUCUGAGGAAAGAGUGGGUUACUGGUUUUUCAGAGCAGAACAGCCUUAUGACUGAACCUACAAGGAUGCAGGGGAGAGCAGGCAAACUCUCAUCACUAGGCACUUGGGAUUUGUUUGGUAUCUCUUUAAAACAGAGUCCAGUCUCUAAGCUGUUGCUGGUGGUGGAUCCACAAGGAAGCAUGCAGGAGAGUGUCUGUGUAGAUGUUCAUAGCACAGAGGGGCUGCAGUUGGGGAACACACCUAGGCAGCAAAGGGGUCCCUGUAAGCAGGGAUGUUCAGUUUUCAACCUUCUAGGAGAACGGGGAGGGGGGGGUGGGGAAGGACCCAAUCCUACCGAGGGGAAGAAUGAGCGUCCAGCCUUGAAAUUAGCAGCAGGUGAGAAUUUGAAAGCUAGCGUCUGGGUUGAUACAAUCUACCUGGCUAACAAGGGAGGGGGGAGAUUUGCCCCAUAGCAGGUAGUACUGAGGAUACACCUGGCCAGCCAAGGGAUUCAGUGAGACAAGAAGCAUGGUAUGAUCAAGAUACUUAUAAACACUGACUUGUAACAAAUGUGGUGCUACUGUUAAGGUUUAGCCUUCUAAUGUAUUUGAUUUUGACGUCAACCCUGGUUAAAAGGUACAAUGUGUAUGACUUUGAUAAAAAGCCUUUUAAAAUAUUGGGGAUAAUACCUACAAACACACUGUAUACCAGAGAGCUGUAUACUAGUGAAAUGUUACAACUGAUACCUGUAACCAAUUGUAAAACUUGUCACAGCAGAGAAACCUUUACAAAUCUAGUAUCAGAGGGGUAACAGUGUUAUUCUGGAUCUGUAAAAAGCAACAGAGAGUCCUGUGGCACCUUUAAGACUAACAGAUGUAUUGUUUACAAAUCUAGUCUGCUGUAUAGAAAGGGAAACUGAGGCACGCUACCACAUUGCUGUCAUGGCUAAAUGCCAAGGUAAUUACACCCUUGAGAGCAUUAAUGUCUAUACUAAAGUAACAUUAGAUGAGAAGAUUUUCAGAAAAUGAAGGUAGCCGUAUAUACAGAGCCUGAUUUAGUCAGGCAUGAUUUUGAUAAAUUAUUGCUGUUGUACACUAAUACUUGUGAUGUAAACCAGAAGUGUAAUAAUAUAGGACCAAGAAUGGAAAAUUCUUGUGCUGCAUUCAGCAGUGUCUUGGAACACCCCUUUCUGCAUCAAUUUUAUGUGGAGUGUGUGAUGCUGAAUGGAAUUUAGGGGACACUUUAGGAUAUUAUGAAUAUCAAUAUUGUAGAAUGGCAAUGAAUUAUGCCAGAUAGGCCAUGUAAGAUAUCUGCAAAAAUGUCAUCAUUUGCUAGAUAUGAUCUCAUUUAUGUGUUUGUAUCGCCUUUGUAUUAUGAGUUAUAGAUAUGUAGGUAUGUCUGUAUUUCAAACUUGUGCUAUACUUCUGAGCGACACCCCCAGACAGUUUGGCAUCAGCACUGCCUAGUCUACUUGAUGGCCCAUUGAGGACCAACAGCUAGACAAUUGAC
Messenger RNA from Trachemys scripta elegans, 4114 nucleotides. Its product is annotated as zinc finger protein 501-like. The record is from RefSeq and is a predicted model, not a curated record. The coding region runs from base 218 to 1840 and encodes 540 amino acids. Gene Ontology annotation, biological process: regulation of DNA-templated transcription. The transcript has 4 exons. NCBI's taxonomy places the organism in Eukaryota, Metazoa, Chordata, Testudines, Emydidae.